AACUAGUUGGGAUUAUAGACGCCUAACAGAUGUAACUACAACAACGGAAAAAUAUUCUUCGGUUUCUUCCAAUUCCGACCUUAUUAAAUGCCAUAGGAUAUCAGUGUCCAUAUCUGAAACAACCACUCAUCUCUCCCUUUCCGUUUCUUGGUGUGGAAUCCACGCUCACGAAGUGCAUUGGGUCGCUUUUGUCCACACCCGAUCACUCUCUUGUGGCUCGCAAAAUCUCCAAGAUUCGAUCCAUUUUUCGUCUUUAAUUUCAAGAUUCUUUGUCGCCUUAAACUUCCUAUCGCAGACCACCUCACCAAACAACUCCUUUUUUUCUCUUUCUCCCUUUUUUUCAACCCAUAUCUUCGGCAGCUUUUCAUGGCAAGUUCGCACUCAUUCUAUUAAUGAUUUAAUCAUUUGGGUGUGGCUGAAUUUGUUGGAUUGCUUUGGUCUUCCUCUUUCUGAUUUUUGCUGAAAUCAUCAAUCUUUAAUUAUCUUGCAGAUGGGGGAUGUAGCAAAGGAUUUAACUGCUGGUACUGUUGGGGGAGCUGCACAGUUGAUAUGUGGACAUCCCUUUGACACCAUCAAGGUCAAGCUCCAAAGCCAGCCUGUUCCAUUGCCUGGCCAGCCUCCCAAAUAUGCAGGUGCGAUGGAUGCUGUCAGGCAGACUCUGGCUGCAGAAGGCCCAAGGGGUUUAUACAAAGGUAUGGGAGCUCCACUUGCUACUGUGGCGGCCUUCAAUGCUGUCCUUUUCACAGUAAGGGGACAAAUGGAGGCAUUGUUGAGAUCUCAACCUGGUGCCCCACUUUCAGUUAGCCAGCAGGUUAUUUGUGGGGCUGGAGCCGGACUUGCUGUUUCUUUUCUUGCUUGCCCCACUGAAUUGAUCAAGUGCAGGUUGCAAGCACAAAGUGCAUUAGGAGGUUCUGGCUCGGCUGCUGUGGCAGUGAAAUAUGGAGGGCCAAUGGAUGUAGCAAGGCAUGUUCUCAAAUCAGAAGGUGGUAUGAGAGGUCUAUUCAAGGGCCUGGUCCCUACUUUGGGACGUGAGGUUCCUGGGAAUGCUGCAAUGUUUGGUGUCUAUGAAUUGCUGAAGCAAUACCUUGCCGGAGGCCAGGAUACUUCUCAGUUGGGAAGAGGAUCUUUAAUGGUAGCUGGAGGACUGGCUGGGGCAUCCUUUUGGGCAAUGGUAUACCCUACUGAUGUCGUCAAGAGUGUACUUCAAGUAGAUGAUUACAGAAAUCCUAAGUUCAGCGGCUCCAUUAAUGCUUUCAGAAAGAUCCUAGCCUCAGAGGGUGUGAAAGGCUUGUAUAAAGGUUUUGGUCCAGCCAUGGCCCGAAGUGUUCCGGCAAAUGCGGCAUGCUUCUUGGCAUAUGAGGUCACAAGAUCUAGUUUGGGGUGAUUGAUUUUUAUCAGGUAGCAGUUACCGGGCAAGGUAUUCUGGUGAAUCUUCACCUUCGUUAUCAUGUUGCUUAUCUCAAAGUCCUUUAUUGUCAUUGAACGAUUGCUCAUUGGAGUAAUUGUUUGGCAAUGUGAUAACAGUUCAUUUGAUUCUUCCAACUUUCUAUGAUUCUGAUUUGUGAUAGAAGGGAAAUAAAGAACAUAUUUUCGUUCUGAAUUGUCAAAA
Molecule: messenger RNA, 1609 nt
Organism: Jatropha curcas
Lineage: Eukaryota; Viridiplantae; Streptophyta; Magnoliopsida; Malpighiales; Euphorbiaceae
Gene: BOU
Product: Mitochondrial substrate carrier family protein
Biological process (GO): mitochondrial L-ornithine transmembrane transport
Molecular function (GO): L-ornithine transmembrane transporter activity
Source: RefSeq, a predicted model, not a curated record